Phytophthora sojae is the source of this 4130-nucleotide messenger RNA. RefSeq lists its product as hypothetical. The transcript is spliced from 4 exons. The record is from RefSeq and is a predicted model, not a curated record. NCBI's taxonomy places the organism in Eukaryota, Oomycota, Peronosporomycetes, Peronosporales, Peronosporaceae. The coding region runs from base 1 to 4065 and encodes 1354 amino acids. Gene Ontology annotation, molecular function: GTPase activator activity. Gene Ontology annotation, biological process: activation of GTPase activity; regulation of small GTPase mediated signal transduction.
AUGUUCCUGCAGUGGAUCUCCAAGUGCGAGCUGGUGCCGGUGUCGGCAGACUCGCACGUGCUCAAGAAAUUCUCGGAGAAAUGCCAGCGCGGUAUGUGCGAGAUGGUGGUGGGUCACCUCACCGAGGAGGGCGUGGACCCACUGGGAGUGCUACCCACGGGCCACCACAUCCGCUGGGCCAUGGAGGUGCUCGGGCACUCGUUCGCGCUGCCCAUGGAAGACGCUGAGGUCAUCUCGGGCUCGUUGCGCAUCUACGAGUGCUGGUUAGGCGUGGACGAGGAGUCUCUAAACGGCAAAGGUGGCAAAAGUGGCAAGGAUCAAAGACCUGCAUGCAUGCAAAAGGUGGAGCAGACCUUCAUCCAGGACAUGCUGGGCCAGAUGACGCUGCUCUUCGAGGAGCGCCCCAGCAACGGCGCCCCCGCCGGCAGCGCCGACAGCAACUUGGCUACACACGUGUCCCUCUGCACCAAGGUUUUAGAGACUUUCGACGCUCUUGUCAAGCAUCGCGGCUCUCAGUUAUCCAACUCCACCUGGGACCGGUUAAUUCGCCUCAUUCUCGGCGCAGCGGACGGAUUGUUGCACAACUUACGCAACCAAUUGGGCAACCAGUUAUGCGGUCAACUCGUUCGCCUUUUAUUCGAGAUUUAUCUUCGAUCGCUGCCCCAGUGCGGACCAAGGGGAGAAUUGUGGGGACUUUUGCAGAAGUUUUGCCGUCGCUGGAUCCACCGCACGCUCGUCAUCGAGCAGUGGAACGCCGUCACGCUGGGACUCACGCGCAGCCUCAUGCGGCAGAUCCACGACCGGGACGCCCCCAAAGAGAUCGAAGUCAUCUGGGCCGACAACCGCCAGCCGUCCAAGUUCGAGAUGGAGAGUCCGCUGCUGGCCUACGCGUGGUACCGCCUGCUGCGCGUGAUCGGCCACCCGUCCGCCAUCUUCGACCCGGACGUGUACCUCGCGGCGGUGAAGGGCGUGAGCAGGCUGGCGGACGAGUUCGCGCGUAUCCAGAAGGUGCCUCGUGUGCAGUGGGAGCACGUCUUGGGUGCAAUUAACCAGACGCCGAACCGUGACAGCCCCAUGUUCCAGGGAGUGCAGAACGGCGACACCGAUGCAGGUGAUGACGUGGGGACUGCAACUCCGAAGGUCACGGAGCAGCCGAGAGCUCCGCCUGAUGUUAACACUAUCCUGCGACUGCUGGGACCCUGGCUGUUCGACGCCUGUUUGACGCGCAAGCCGCGCUUCGCUGCGGGUCGUAGUGAGGCGCUUCGCUGUCUUGGUAAGCUCAUGUGUCACUACUCGAACGGCCGCUCGAAGCGGGUCAACUGGGCGUACAGUGUGCGCAGUCUGAUGGCGCUGCAGAACGCGCUGCUGGACGACGACGAGCGCAUCGCAGCCUCUGCUGUGUACAACUGGUCCAAUGUUUUCGGAUUGUAUGGGAACCACACGCUGCGCGGUGCUGGAGUCGUCGCGGGACCGUUCCACAAGGCCGUCGAGCGCGUCUUCCGCGCUGCGGAGCGUAAGGACGCUCCGUCUUCAAGUGCGAAGUCGGAUGGUCGACGUGGACAGGAUUCCUUCUUCGUUCAGGAUGAUCAGCACAUUGGUGGCAUUCCGAUUGUGCUGCUGCGUCGUGCCAGUAUCGAGGCCUGCAGCUCGCUUCUCACGAUUCACGCGCACGUUCCGCGUCCGUUGAUUAAGGAGGCGGAGAAGGAAAUCGUUGCACCCUCGAUGGCGGAUAUCCAGGGGCUGUACUCGAGCUUACCCAAGUAUACGAGCUCGAACGUUGUGGCGCUCCUGAUGACGGCGAUUAAGACGGAGACGGACCCGACGAACCAGCAGAUGAUGAUGUGGAUCAUGACCGUGGCCAUCCAGCAGGAGGCGGCGUUCUGGACGAACGGUCUGGCGUCCAGCCGCAACUCGCAGGUGCCGUUCACGAUCUUGCUGAUCUGCUCGAUCAUCAGCAAGUCACAGAAGUACAAGCCGCCGGUGCUGUUCACUGCGUUCGAGUGUCUGCGUCACUUGUCGCUCGUGUGCGAGGAAGUGUUCUUCCACCACGCGAACUCCGUCGUGCACCUGGUCAACGCGUGCUGCGACUUCAUCAGCAACAACGCGCCAGUUCUGCGCUCAAGGACAGCGCCGUUCUACCUGGACAGUCUCAUGGCCGCAGCGUACAACUGCAUCAUCGAGUGGAUCGUUGCGGCGCCUCUGCUGCUGAACAAGCAGCAGGUUAUCGCCAAGAUCAUCACGACCAUUGUGGACGGCAACGAGAGAUUCCAGUCGUUGUCCCCCAACCACACGAACAUGGCGGUGCGCGAAGCAGCGCAGAAGCUGGUGCACAUGUUGAUGAAGCACCACGUCUCGCACACCAGCAACGCUGGUUCUAUCGGCACGCACUCGGCCGGACUGACUGAAAAGUUUGUCGAGCUUAGCGACGCGAGCGACAUCUACCGCCAUUGCCGCUUCUUCUCUGUGAACAAGAACUCCAUCCUGACGGUAAUCGAGAAGCCAGCGAAUGCAGCGCAGUCGGGUGAAGCAAUUCUGAUCAUGCGCGACUCCACAGGCCGCUACGUGUGGCGCUCCAAGCCUCGACACCGCGACGGUCCUCGUCCGAAGAGCAUUGCAGAGUUUGAGAACUUCACGGAAGAUCCAAACUCGCAGGUUCGACGAGACAGCGACUUUGAUUCCGAUUCCAACACGCUCGACGACAGUGAAGACGACGAGGACUAUGAAAGUGACGAGGAUUCCCACGUCGAAGACCCGCUGCUCACUGCGAUCCGCGAUGCACACACCAAGACGCCGCUGACGAGCUGGCGUUCAUCGCCUACUGGCGGAGUGGAACCGGACGCAGAUCCUACGAAGAUAUUGUCUGGCGAGGGCAACACCGGAAUGAGCUCGAUUGAGCGUAAAGCAAGUCGCGAAGACCUUCGUGGCACCAAGGACGCGGUGUUUAUGAACUUGCUGGUGUCCCAGAGCAACGAGGACAAGCUCGCCUCGCAGCCGAGGGGCUCUCUGAGUGGUGUGAAGUGCCACAAGCCCACGCCGCCUGAGAAGGACCCUGCGCUCCAGACGUGGGAAGUCUCCAGGCGGAUGAUGAGCGAGUUGGGCUUCCUGUCUGUGCGCAACUGGGGUUCCGUGUUCGCUAUGGAUGCCACAGUGACUACAGACUUCCUCCGCGACUUGGAGAAGCUGGACAAGCUCCCGGAGCGCGAGACGUUUGACAUUUCCGUGGCUUAUAUGUUCACUGGUACCUCCCGAGGCGGCUACGACCAGAUUCACUUGGCUACCUCGACGGAUGUGCGUGCAGGCUACGUAGAACUCUCGAAGGAUUACCAGCUUUUCCUCUCGUCCCUGGGUGAACAAGUUGGAAGCAAGGACCACGCGGGGUACUCGGGCUUCGACGCUGAGCUCGUGAAUGGCCGGAUGCUCUCGUACUCCCACUACAGCCACGAGGCGUGCAUCUACGUGCCUACUUUGCUCGUCGAAGGAGAGGAGGAAAGCGACAGCGACAGUGACAGCGAUGCUGAAGACACGGAAGGCGCGACUGCGAGGUUGCUCUUCCAGCACGCCAACGUCCUCAUCGUCUGGAACGAGUGCCAGCAGACGUACCGUCCAGGGAGCGUGCUGUGGGACGCAGCGUUCAAGCUGCCGAUGCCGACUUCGGGCGUGGUGCUGAUCAUCGACCCCCUGGGCAACGAUCUGUACUGUGUGCACGUGAGUCACGAGUCCUCGCCGCUGUUUAACCAGCGUGAUGUUAUUGCGAACGAUGAGGACAGCUACGUGGACGAGGCCGACGUAUACACGAGCCGCGUGCUGGGUCCGCUGCUCGACGGUAUGGUGGUCAACGGCGCUUGGUUAGCUCCACUGGUGCGCCAGACGGCCAUCAACGCCGCCAUCCUCUCGCGGGCGUUCCACCGCUACCAGCACGACAUCGGCGCCGUGUCUUCCUCUCCUGUAGGUGCCGAGGCCAACCGCAGCAAGGUCAUCUCUUCAUUUGUGGAGAAGCACAUGCGUCCGAAGCUUCCGGGCGAAUUCUACGGCGACUUGUUUGCAGAUCUUACCAGCGAGCCGUAAACGCGCGCUGAUGUAGAGGAGGAGAAAGGUGGAGUCACUGUGUGAGAAUGGUCCUGUUUAUUGUG